AUGACGGAUCCAUCGACGAGCACGACAUCCGCUGCGGUGGAAGCUUCGCAAGCAGCAGCAUCUGCCAUGUCGACCGCCGCCGAUGAGCCGGAAUGCACCGACUGUUCGCCCGCGACAGCUGUAUCGGACGGCUUGGAGGCAUCGCACUCUGCAGCGGCGGCGAUGGAUACUUCGCAGCCUGCGGCGGAGAACCUCAUGGAUCCUAGCACGUUCAUCCCACCGCUAUCUGCUGUGGAAGGUUUGCCGACACCGUUGAUCGUUAUCGAAUACUGUCAGAGAUGCAAGUUCGGUCUUCGUGCAAAUUGGUUUCAACAAGAACUGCUUUCCACCUUCGCCACCACCACCACCUCGGAAGCAGAAGCAGGUGCCAGCAUCGCUGCAGUUCUCAUGAUCCCCAAAGUGGACGAUGCCAGUGCGGGAAGGUUUCGAGUGUACUUUUUGGCUCCCCAGGAGGAGCAAGGGUUGAAGUUGGUGUGGGAUCGAAAAGUACAAUCAGGUUUCCCGGAGAUGAAGGUGUUGAAGCAGAGAGUUAGGGAUCUGAUCAAUCCUUCAUUCGGGUUAGGACACAGCGACAAAAAGUGA
Messenger RNA from Pseudozyma hubeiensis SY62, 582 nucleotides. RefSeq lists its product as hypothetical. NCBI's taxonomy places the organism in Eukaryota, Fungi, Basidiomycota, Ustilaginomycetes, Ustilaginales, Ustilaginaceae. The transcript is spliced from 2 exons. The coding region runs from base 1 to 582 and encodes 193 amino acids. The record is from RefSeq and is a predicted model, not a curated record.